Molecule: messenger RNA, 2011 nt
Organism: Drosophila persimilis
Lineage: Eukaryota; Metazoa; Arthropoda; Insecta; Diptera; Drosophilidae
Gene: Ance-4
Product: angiotensin-converting enzyme
Exons: 7
Coding region: 1-1950 (649 amino acids)
Biological process (GO): proteolysis
Cellular component (GO): plasma membrane
Molecular function (GO): peptidyl-dipeptidase activity; metallopeptidase activity
Source: RefSeq, a predicted model, not a curated record
AUGGCAUUCCACAAAGCUACUUUUGUUCUCAAUUACGAUUAUUGCGGUGGCCUCUGUUCUGUUCCAGCGGAUCCGGCGUCAAGUGCGAAAGUGAAACUGAUUCCACCUCCGGAGAUGAUUCUCCAGUGUCUAUCCCUGCUGCUGAUAGCAGCCAUAGGCCACUCAUCCGCUGCUGCCAACUAUGACCUCGAGGCCAAAACGUUUAUUGAUCAGUCGAGUGCGCGCUACUACAAGUUUUACGAUGAAAUAGCCGCUGAGACGUACUCGGCCAACAAUGAGGACGACUUCGAGGCCCUAUUCAGCAAGCUGACAAAUGUGAAGAGGAUUGCCGACGAGCUGGUCAGCAUUUCGCGCCAGGCCAGCGGCUUCGACCUGAGCAGAGUCCAAAGCGUAGAGUCGAAGCAUGCUCUCCAGGAAUUGCGCAGCGUUGGCGAUCUAUUUGUGCUCGGUGACGACUACUUUUCGUCGGUGCAGAUGAACCUGGUGGCCCUGCAGACCCUCUCAACGGACAAGGACAUUGAGCCGUAUCUGGGCGGGGCCAAAAUGCCCGAUGAGGACGACAGCCCCAUUGCCUACUACCCGGACAUACAGAAGAUCGUGCAGCAGAGCAAGGAUUCCGACGAAUUAAAGUACUAUUGGGAGACGUGGCGCGAGAAGAACCAGCUCUGGGCCUCGCUAAACUUCUACACCAUCGUGCAGUCGUAUCAGAAGGCGGCCAGGAUUCUGGAGGUGCCUGUACACAAGCUCUGGUACCGCUUCGACAGCCACGAAAUGCUGCAGCAGAUGGAGCAGGCGAUGGUGGAGCUGAAGCCCUUUUACCAGCAGCUACAUUCCUUUGUCCGCCAGGAGCUGUUUAAGAAGUACGGAUCGGAUGUAAUCGAUCCCAAUGGACCCAUACCCGACCAUCUAUUUCAGCAGGUACUUGAGCAGGCCUGGGGUGCGGACAGUGUGCUGGAGGACUACUUUCCGCGCUCGGAGCUGCCACAGUACGAUGACUUUGUGAAGCAUCUGAGUGCCAAGGCGCUGAUCAAUGAGUCCGAGAGCUUCUAUACAUCGCUGGGCUUUGAACCACUCUCCGCCGACUUUCACAAGAAUCAGAUCAAAGAGCCGAACGAAGACAAGCCGGACGACGACUGUCGGCCCUCCAUCUUCGACCUGACGCCGCACGUAUAUCUCAUGUACUGCGAGAAAGUCAGCUUUAGGAAACUGAUGCAAUACCACAGCCACAUGGCCCGCGUUUACUACGCUAACCAGAAGAGCCAGCUUCCCUCGUACUAUUUCAAGGCCUUCAAUUUGGAGUUCCCUGUGGGUGAAGCGGUCGUCCUUUCUGCCUCGUCGCCCGCUCAUCUGACCGGACGCGGACUGGCAAAGGGUGUGCAGUUCACCGAAAAGGCUCUGAUGAAUCGACUUUUCCGAAUGAGCAUCCACACGGUUCUCAACAUUCCCCUGUACUAUGUGCACACCAAGGUGAUGCAUGAUCUGCUGAACGACACCGUGGACAUGGACACCGUCAACAGGCACUACUGGCGACUGCUGGAACUGCAUGCGGGCAUUGAGCCACCAUCGGACCGCACGGAGGGAGCAAUCGACUUCCCCUACAAGUUCUAUGUGAACAUCGAUCAAAAUUUCCAGACUCAGAAAUUCAUCUCCGAGAUACUGGGCUAUCAGUUCUAUCGCGCCUUCUGCCAGAAGAGCCAUCACAGGGGACAGCUCCACAAUUGCGAUUUCUAUGGCAACAAUGCAGUGGGAAAUGAUUUAAGAUCAAUGAUGUCUUUGGGCUCUACAAGGCCCUGGAAGGAAGUUGUGGGCAAAAUAUUACCCAAUAACGCCAGCCUCAGCAGCCUAGCACUUCUGGAGUUCUAUCAGCCAGUUUUUGAUUGGCUAAAGAAUCAUAACCGGCAGGCAAAUGCUAAAAUUGGUUGGACCUCCACCAAGAAAAAAAUUGUUUGAAAUGCUUCAUUCUGUUGCCCUCUUUGAUUGAAAUAAUAAUUUAAUCCAAAAUAUUAACGAU